AUGGCCAACUCCCGUGCUCUGACCUUGGCGGACUUUCCAAUGCUCCGUGAACGUCAAGCGGCGGAUGAAUCGGACCUGUUGCAGAGAACAAAGAAGAAGAUGAGAGGAGGUGCGGAGGUUGGAUUUGAGGAGCAGAAUGGCUCGUUUGUCUCCUACGCUAAUAAAUUGAAGGGUGAGAGUAGGGGGGAAUUGGAGACGGAUCAGAUGGAGGAAGAAGGUUUAGAUGAUUUCGGCAUUACAAUUGUGCAUCAUUUAAAGGGGAAUAUGAAGAUUCCUGAACUGGUGUUUUCGGAGGAGGGGCGGAAGAAACUUAGGAAGCCGUUCGCUAAAAGUUUAAUUGUCAAGUUACUUGGAUGGAGACUUAGCUUGCGAUCGAUGGAGAUGAAGCUGCAGAGUCUUUGGGGCAAACUGGGAACGGUUUCAGUGGUGGAUCUAAGGAAUGAUUUCUUUGUGGUAAAUUUCACCAACUGGGAGGAUUACCAUAGAGCCUUGAGUGAGGGUCCUUGGCUUAUCGCAGAUCACUAUUUGACUGUAAGGGAGUGGAGGGGCAAUUUUAACCCGCUGACAGAGGUACUAGAAGAGGUCUUGGUAUGGGUUAGACUCUCAGAUCUGCCCCUAGAGUGUUAUGGGGAAACUGUGUUGCAGGCAAUUGGGGAUCAAAUAGGUAAAACAGUCAAGGUUGAUGCAACUACACUGAUGCAGACCCGAGGGAAAUUUGCAAGAAUUGGAGUGCAGGUAGACCUGUCUAAACCUCUACUUCCUCAAUUUCUUAUUGAAGGAAGGGAGUUUAAUGUUGAAUAUGAGGGCUUACAUUCCCUAUGCUAUCAUUGUGGCAUGUAUGGGCACGGUGAGAAGGAUUGUGCAGACAAAGUGGAGGAAACGAGUAAGAUGAAUGAGGGAAUGGAGGAAUGCGAAGGGCAGGAUAGAUCUAGGAGCCUUUAUGGAGAAUGGACUUUAGUCCAAAAAAGGAGGGGGCCAAGGAGAGCAGGAAUGGAAAGAAGAGGUUUUGUCUCUUCAGGAGGAGUUGGAGCUGAUCAAUCCAGAUUUAAUGGGUUGGAGGUUGAGGAGCUGGACAGGGUGGAGGAAGCAGUGGGAAAUGAUAGAAGUCUGGUUGUUUCCUCGGUUGCCACUGAGGGAAAGAGGAAGAAUAGAACAGUUGACAAUAGAACAUGGGAAGAAGUGGCUGAGGAGUGGAAGAGUAGCAGUGGUGAAAGGGCAAUUAUUCCUGUGAACACAACAUUGGCAAGAAAUAGGUGGUUAAACAAGAGUGGAAAAGAAGGCAAUACUCUAAGGGAUGACGUGAGGGAAGCCUCUCAAGGUAAGGAGGGGAAGCAAGAGAGGGAUUAUUUAAAAGAACUAGAUCCGAAUGUGAUAAGCCUCAGAGAGGCUAGGAUUGAGAGCAAGGAGGCUUGGAUAGAUAAGGAAGGGGGGAAGCCGCCAGAUAAAGAUAGAGAUAAUGAUGAGCUGUUUAUGGAAGCAGUGGAGGAGAGUGCUGAGAUGCGGGUUGAUUAA
Neltuma alba is the source of this 1512-nucleotide messenger RNA. RefSeq lists its product as uncharacterized. Gene Ontology annotation, molecular function: nucleic acid binding; zinc ion binding. Lineage: Eukaryota; Viridiplantae; Streptophyta; Magnoliopsida; Fabales; Fabaceae. Bases 1 to 1512 code for a protein of 503 amino acids. The transcript has a single exon. The record is from RefSeq and is a predicted model, not a curated record.